AUGUCCUCUACUCCCCAGAUAUUGUCCAAAACCGAACUGCCUGCAUCGGAGGCAAAGUAUUGCUUUGUGUUUACUCCGAAUAUGCCGUCGCUUAUGAGAGCUGCUAGAUGGGUUACCUUGUACAAGCUCAAGUGGAGUGAUGCUGAAGGGAAAGAGCGCACCUGGGAGUGUGCCGAACGCAAGACUCGUAAAUCUUCUGGCGUUGAUGGUGAGAAACGCGAUCCCGAUCUCGGGACACUGACUGCACCGGUGGCCAUUCUCGCCUUGAUCAAGUCCAAAACCAACGCAUUCCCGCUUUCCACCGUGGUGAUUGAGCAGUACCGACCGCCGAUUGACAAGUACAUAAUUGAGCUUCCUGCUGGGCUGGUCGACGAAGGCGAAACACCAGAACAAGCAGCCAUCCGUGAACUCAAAGAGGAGACAGGGUACGAAGCCGACAGCGUGAUCGAAUCCACUCCAUUAACCGUCGUCGAUCCCGGAAUGACUACUGCGAAUAUGAAGAUGAUCGCUCUGAGUGUGAAUAUGGAAGGUGAGCUGGAAAAGCCCGAACCGCAUCUCGAAGCCGGGGAGUUUAUCGUGACGAGGGUUGUUGAGCUGGCGAAGCUGCACGAGGAAUUGCAAGCGUACGAUCAGAAAGGAUUCGUUAUUGACGCGCGACUCCAACACUUGGCCUCUGGAUUGGAACUCGCGAGACAAUUACAUACUGGGAGCCUAUGA
Molecule: messenger RNA, 717 nt
Organism: Pleurotus ostreatus (oyster mushroom)
Lineage: Eukaryota; Fungi; Basidiomycota; Agaricomycetes; Agaricales; Pleurotaceae
Exons: 8
Coding region: 1-717 (238 amino acids)
Biological process (GO): nucleoside phosphate metabolic process; ribose phosphate metabolic process
Cellular component (GO): nucleus
Molecular function (GO): ADP-ribose diphosphatase activity
Source: RefSeq, a predicted model, not a curated record